UGAUAUACGGGCGUGGAUAAUUUUAUCGAUCACUUUUGAUUAGGUCUUUUUUACGAUGGCGAAGACUUCUUGUCCUGUUGACUUAUAUACAAAUGAACAUGGUUCUUUAGAUACAAUCCGUUCACCUGGUGACUGCAUUGAUAGUCCUCCUUCUUGUUCAUUGGAGAAUCACGAUGAUACUUACAUGAUAUCCAUGGAGACUGACACUACUGUAUCUGAUGACGACCUUUUUGACGGUACAUCCAUGAAAGGCGUCGACCUUUUGGGUGGCCAUUCCAAGAGCAAUAUAUCGGCAUAUCCCGACGGUGAUUCACCGUUAAACUCUAAAGAAUGCGGUUUCGGUGACCCUAUGGGCAAUCCCAGGUCUGCGUAUCAUUCCAAUCCUGAUUGCAGCUACAGUACCGUUAAUGGCGGUGUUCACGACGAAUGCGACGGUAUUUGUGAAGUAUCUACAUUGACACCAACAUCUGACAACGACAGUUUCUAUUUGGAUGACCUCGAUGAGAGCUCGGAUUACUCAGAUGACCUGGAACCUACUGACCAAGACUCCUUGGGCAUUACUCUUGAGGGCAUGACGGGUCUUUUAUCUCGUUACAUUGACUGUACACCUCAGUUGCAGACAACAUCUAUGCGCCUGCUGAUAUCCGGUGAAGCGAUCAACGAUUCUACUAUGAUUCCUUCACAGGUAAUUCGUUUUAACCGUAAUCAUUUUAUUCGUUACGGCGGUUUACGUGACCAUUUGGAGCGUAACCCCGUAUUCAAAUGCAUGCGCCAGGUAUCGGACUUUAAUGAUCGGCCAUCCGAUAUACCUACUGAGAGCAACCGGCCAAAGGUGUUGGUUGUUCUUGAUCUUGAUGAGACAUUAAUCCAUAUGCAUGACCGUCCUGCUGAGCAGCACGACUAUUUGGUGAACAUUGUUGAACACGAGGACAACGGUACGUUGCCUCACCAGCAGCAGACCAAUCCUGGUGUGAUUGGUUUUACCGUACAUCCUACUAUGCAGGUAUCACUUCGCCCUGGUGUUCUUGAAUUUUUCAGGUACCUCAAGUCAAACUCUUCGAGGUACACCGUAGCACUUUACACUGCUGGCACCCGUCAUUAUGCCAAUGCCAUACUUCACGCUAUUGACCCAGAUCGCGAGGUCAUCAAGAGCUCCGUGCGGUUCUACAGGGACAGUUGUGAGGUUCGUCCUACUCCAACAUCCUUAUUCAGCUUCCGUGCGAGUUCGUUAGGCAUUGGGAAUCAUCACCGUGAUGACGCAGUUCCUCAAUAUUACUUAAAGAAGGAUCUGUCUAUUUUUGGGUGGCCAUUGGAGCGUGUUGUGUUUUUUGACAACUCCUUAUUAUCAUUUUUGAAUAACCCUGACAACGGGGUUUGGAUUCGUCCAUGGCAGGGUGCUCAGCCCUUUGUCAACGACGGCCGUGCUGAUAUGCUAUGCAGUACUACUCCAAAUGUAGAUGAUUUAUCUAAGAUCACUGGUCAAGAUGGUUUAUAUGAAUUUGGCCAGAUUGUUCGUUUGCUUGAAGAGUGCUGGGCAUCGGAUGAUGUACGUGAUGUUCUGGCCAAGAAGUUUACUUUAAACGAAGUCGUUGCUUCUGUUUUAGGUACCGCUGGCAACAAAUCGGUAUUGGAAGCAUUGAUUAAAACGUGAGUUAUCGUUACAGUUCAUUUUAGGGCUACGCCUCUGAGGUCUUUAGGGUACCUUACACUUGAACUUUACUAAACAGUGGCACAUUCACUAGAAACCACGGUGACAAAACACUUAUUUAUAAUAGAACAUGAUAUUAUUU
Messenger RNA from Babesia bovis T2Bo, 1790 nucleotides. RefSeq names its product NLI interacting factor-like phosphatase family protein. The transcript has a single exon. The record is from RefSeq and is a predicted model, not a curated record. Bases 56 to 1651 code for a protein of 531 amino acids. Gene Ontology annotation, molecular function: phosphoprotein phosphatase activity. NCBI's taxonomy places the organism in Eukaryota, Apicomplexa, Aconoidasida, Piroplasmida, Babesiidae.